AAUAAAAAGCCACCCUCACUUCAUUCAUUCAUUCUCUCAUAAUUUCUGUUACAAAUCAAACAAUCAUAACCGUUUCACAGUUAUCGUCUCACCUGCAAUAACACUCAUUGUUAGGAAACAAGAUUUAGUGAAAUGGAUCCAGAACCAAACAGAAACAGUGACAAUGAAGAGAAAAAAGAUCCAAAAAAUACUGAAGCUAUGAAGGAAAAAGCAAAGGGUAAGAGGCCCAUGACUCGAUCAAGUAGCAAACAAAUCAAAAUGGAUAGUGAAACGGCGUCAAAUCUGGAACUGAUAACUCAGAAGGCCCGAGGAAUUGUGAUUGAUGAAGCUAAAGUAGUAAAAAGCAAAGGAAAUGUGUCUGCUGCAAAGAGCUCUUACUAUCUGAGAUCGGGUCGAAAAGGGAUGGAUAUAGAUGGUAAAACACCAAAGGCAAAGGCAGCGGCUGGGAAAAAGCGCAAAGGGGGAGGGGUGAAAAGGUUGCAAAGCCCGGAAACUGAUACUGAAGAAGCGUGCAAAAGAAUUAAAAGGAAAAGAGAUCGUGAUGAUGACACAGAUGAUAUGGAUGCAACUCCAGCGCGCAUGACUCGGUCUAGUAGUAAACUGAGGAGGGUAAAUUCCCUUUAGAGGUAUUGUUGAUUCUUUGCUUUUGGAUGUGAAUCAUGUUGAAGAAAAGUUUGAAACACUAUAUGUUGUAAUCCUGUGUACAUGUGCAUAUUCAACUUUGUUGAAUAGUUUUGGUUAGCAAAUGUUGUGGUUUGUAUAUCUGAAUCAUGUUGAAUAAAAGUUUGAAACACUAUGGGUCUUAAUCCAUGAUUUUUGUAA
Helianthus annuus (common sunflower) is the source of this 822-nucleotide messenger RNA. RefSeq lists its product as uncharacterized. The transcript is spliced from 2 exons. Lineage: Eukaryota; Viridiplantae; Streptophyta; Magnoliopsida; Asterales; Asteraceae. Bases 133 to 624 code for a protein of 163 amino acids. The record is from RefSeq and is a predicted model, not a curated record.